Molecule: messenger RNA, 2680 nt
Organism: Mya arenaria
Lineage: Eukaryota; Metazoa; Mollusca; Bivalvia; Myida; Myidae
Exons: 3
Coding region: 229-2112 (627 amino acids)
Molecular function (GO): ammonia-lyase activity
Source: RefSeq, a predicted model, not a curated record
AAUACGACUGCCGAAGAUAUCAAUCGGGUCGGUGUAGCGCGGUAGCUGACACAGUGUAAAUUAUAUCCUGGUAGGAUGGUCGGUGGCCUCUCUAUAUAUGAUAAGCUGACUGCUCGGAAUAGUUUAAAGUAAUUCAUUGUUUUAAUUGUUCGAAGAGUUAAGAGAGAAAAAUAAAAGGGAUAUAUACAAUACUGUUUUGUAUUGCCAUUAAACAGACUACCAAGAAAAAUGUCGGAAAGUCACGUAAAGACCACGCUGGCCAUGAUACAGGAGCGUAGAAAGAUCAAGGACACGGUGAUCUUAAACGGGAGACAACUCUCUAUACCCGAGGUUCUCGGCCUUAGUGCCGACAGCGGGGUCAAGGUCGUUCUGGCCGAGGACGCUUUAAAUGAAAUGGUUUCAAACCAAAAAUACCUUAAAGAGAAAUUGGACGAAGGGCUUAUUGUGUACGGUAUAAAUACAGGUUUUGGCGGGAGCGCAGAAGUAAGGUCAUGUAAAUUAGAUGAUGUACAAACAGCCUUAAUUCGGCACGUGAAUGCUGGAAUGGGUCGAGUAUUUCCCGUGCAUUUGACACGCGCUGCCAUGGUGACGCGUGCGAACUGUCUGGCGAAAGGAUACUCCGGCGUGCGGCCUGACGUGCCCCAGGUGCUGGUGGAGUUGAUAAAUCACGACAUAACGCCCCGAGUCCCACUAAGAGGCUCGGUGAGCGCCAGCGGGGACCUGAUGCCUCUUGGUUACAUCGCAGCGGCUAUGAUUGGCCGUGCGGAUUUACAGGUCGUCCACGCUGGAGUUCAAACAACGUGUCCUAAAGCGCUCGAAGCGGUCCGAAUUACGCCAAUUACCCUGGGGCCUAAAGAAGGACUGGCUAUUAUCAAUGCGGAUUCAUUCGCUGCGGGUGUUUCCGCGCCAACUCUGUAUGACGCCAAUCUUAUGCUACUCCUAACUCAAGUGUGCACAGGAAUGUCAGUGGAAGCUCUUCACGGGAGAACGGAAAGUUUUCACCCUCUGAUUCAUGAGUGCCUACCACAUCUCGGCCAAAAGGAAAUCGCUCGCAAUAUGCUACGCGUACUUGAAGACAGCCAGUUGGCGAUUACCACUCUAGACAUGCAUCUUCCAGACAAGUAUGGCGUCCUGAAGCAGGACAGAUACAGUCUGAGGAGCUCGCCACAGUGGCUUGGGUCCGUCGCCGAGACUCUUGUCGAUGCUUGUAGGCGUAUCACCAUUGAGCUGAAUAGUGCCAAUGAUAACCCCAUCAUUGACCAUCGAACAAACACAAUUGCCCACGGAGCAAAUUUCCAAGGAGAAACCAUGUCAAUCGCCAUGGAUCAGACCAGACAAGUGAUGGGUGUGUGUGGGAAACUGCUCCUAGCUCAAUUUCAAGAAGUUGUGAACGGAAAACUGAACUUUGGACUACCUCCAAAUCUCAGCGGAUGUGAUAUAAAUCUCGACUUUGGAUUCAAAGGCUGCGAUACAGCGAUGGCUUCGUACAUGUCGGAGCUCGACCACUUUGUGAACCCCAUGAGCAACCACGUGAUAAGCGCUGAGACACACAACCAGUCUGUUAAUUCGAUGGCAUUGGUAAGCGCGCGGCUGACGGCGGAGGCGGUUGAGAUCGUACAGAUGAUGGUGACUAACCUGUUAUGUCUGACCGCCCAGGCCGUGGACCUACGGCUCCUAAGGAAUCUCGCCAUGGAGGAGGCCGAUAAGCUCCGGGAACAGUACCCGGAGGCCACCAAUCUGUUAGAGAAGACGGAGUGGUACGAUCUUAUGUUCAUGUGCGACGAACGGAUAGCGGCUCUCAAGGAAGCCUCGGGAAUGCAGGGGACGAAGGCUGCUGCGGAAAUGGUUGUGUAUGAACGGAUGCGAAACCUCUACAAACGGGCAUGUAACGGAGAAAUGGAUGCAUCGAAAUACAUGGGAAAAGGUACUAGCCGAAUGUACAACUUUAUUCGGAAGGAGCUGGACAUUCCGUUCUACUGCGGGCAACCGGCUAUCGACACGUGGCUGGGACGAAUUUUACAAGCCAUACAGAGCCGCUCAGUGGAGAACGUCCUCCUUGACAUUUUUACUUCUGUCUCGCCACCAUCCAGACAGAACAGCCAAACCGCUUAAAUUCAUCCCUUAAAAUAUUAAUAUUAUGUAAAAGCAAGGGUUUCCCUGAACUGAAAGCUCACUUAACGUUAACAGUAAUUUUUGUUUCGCUUUUACUAGACAGAGAACUAAUGACCUUAAGAGACCAGAACAUAUAUGUUUAUUCGAAAAUAUGUCCUUAAACUCGUACAAUAUUUUGUCAACAUUCACAAGGUCGUUGGUUGAUUAAUUAUUAAGGUGUCAACAAGAUAGACUGUCUUUCAGGGAAAUCCGGUUGGUUUUAUUUAUGUUUAUGUUAAUAUAUAUAACUGCGUUUUUUUAUUUUGAAAUAUCUUGAUUACAUGCCCUAUCGAUCUUUUAUGGUGUGACAUCAAAUACUGUGACCUCAAGUAGGGUUAUUUCAAGAAUCAUAGCGUCUUUUAAGGCAAACCUGGACAAGAGAUCAACUUAGGGAGUAGAUCUCUCGACUACCUGAUUUUUUUUUCGAGCGAACUAUUUUCGCAUUUAUUGAAUGACAUUUUUCAAGUUUGUUCAUCAGAUUUCUGUACAAACAUAAUUUAUUAUUUAUUUUUUUACUGUUUAUCUAACU